AUGGUGUCUGGGCUUCGUCUUGUUCUCGUGUCCCAAUUGCCUGUACGUUUGCAUCGGACGCGCAGCCGCCCAGAACAAAAGCAGCUGCGACUCUCAGAAUGCCAUCCUGUGUGUAGGGUAUACUUUCAUGCUGCUUAUUAUUAUCUGGAGGAUCCACCAUUUGUGUCACAUACUGUACCAACAUUACCAAAUUCUGAUUGGUGGAAGCACAAACAAGAAUCUCAUGUUGUAACAGUGGAUGGUUUUGCUAGGCAUGUUGCUAAUUUACAUGUUGAUGGGGAUAUUGGUUUUAGCAAAGAAUAUGAAAUUAUUCAAGAGGAGUCUAUGAAUUUUGAUUUUUCAACUGAAUCAUCACAACUACCAGAAAAUAAAUCAAAAAACCGAUACCUCAACAUAGUUCCUUACGAUCAUAGCAGAGUUAAACUCCACGUUAAUAAUAUUCCAGGAAGUCAUUCUGACUAUAUAAACGCUAACUAUAUUGAUGGUUUUGAAAAAGCUAAUGCAUACAUUGGUACACAAGGACCAUUACCAUCAACAAUUAUUGAUUUUUGGCAAAUGGUGUGGGAACAACAUGUUCAUGUUAUUGUGAUGAUAACAAAUUUAGUGGAACGUGGCCGGAGGAAGUGUGAUUUAUACUGGCCAAAUGAAGGUAUUGAAACAUAUGGUUUCAUUCAGGUUAAACUAUUAAAAGAAGAACUUAUGGCUAUGUAUACUGUUCGUACAUUUCAAGUGCAUCAUACACGAGCUAAAAAGAAAAAAAACAUGCCAUUAGGUAGAACUAUAUAUCAAUAUCAUUAUACUAAUUGGCCUGAUCAUGGAACGCCCGAUCAUCCUUUGCCAAUUUUAAGUUUUGUGAAUAAAUCAGCUGGUGCUAAUCCUGCUGAUGCUGGUCCUAUUGUUGUUCAUUGCAGUGCUGGCGUCGGUAGAACUGGUACAUAUAUUGUAUUAGACACUAUGCUAAAACAAAUUAAAAGUGAAAAAGAAGUGAAUAUAUUUGAUUUCUUAAAGCACAUUAGACAGCAAAGAAAUUUUUUAGUUCAAACUGAAGAACAGUAUAUAUUUAUCCAUGACGCUCUAUUAGAAGCAAUAAAUUGUAUGUAUUCUAGCAUUAAUAAAAAAACCCUAAAAAGUUAUCUUCAAACAGACAUAGCCGAUUGUAAAAUUGCAUCAUUUGCCUCAGAUUUUGAAAAACAUUAUAAGAUGAUAACAUCAUUUGUCCCACAAGAAUAUUURUUACUUUCUGCAAAUAAACCAUUUAAUCAAAGUAAAAAUAGAUCUCAAGAAUUUAUUCCCGUUGAAAAUUCUCGAGUGCACUUAACACCAAAACCUGGAAUUGAAGGAAGUGAUUACAUUAAUGCAUCUUGGAUAAUUGGGUUUAAACGACUAGGAGAAUUCAUUGUUACACAGCAUCCUCUAGAAAAUACAGUUUUAGAUUUUUGGCAAAUGCUCUGGGACCACAAUGCACAGACUGUAGUAAUAUUAACUGAUAUGAGUGAAGACACGGACUCACUUAUUAAAUUUUGGCCUAUGGACUCUGACACAACAUUAGAUAGUGAUAAUUUUAAAGUUAAAAGUGUUCAAGAAGACAAAAUAGGAGAUGAUUAUGAAACAAGAGAUCUUGUCAUUCARUCUGUACAAGAUGAUUUUAUGCUUCCAGUUAGAUUAAUUCACAGUAAAUAUUCUGUGAGAGAAUUAUCCUCAUUGAUUAAAUUAUUAGAAAUUGUACAAAUGUGGCAUUUAGAAUACCAAAAUGGUCCAAUUGUUGUAGUAGAUAAAUAUGGUGGAACAGAAGCAGCAAUAUUUUGUUGUUUAACAACUAUAGGUAAGCAACUGCAACAUGAAAAUGUAGUUGAUAUUGCAUUGUAUGCUAAACUUUACCAUAAUCAAAGACCCGGCAUUUGGAAGGAUAUAGAAAAUUACUUAUUAUUAUAUCGGGCUUUGGAACUCAUGUCUGGAGGAAGCUGCUUUAAUGUAUUGCCAUCRACAUCAAUUACUAGUAUAAAUAAUGUGGCUAAUGGUAGUCAUAGUUCACUCACUUUACCAAAUGGAAAUGCUCUUUCGCCAAAUAAACAAAAUGGAGUAUUAAUUUCUCAAUCAUAG
This is a messenger RNA of Diuraphis noxia (Russian wheat aphid), 2100 nucleotides long. RefSeq names its product Protein tyrosine phosphatase 99A (gene Ptp99A). Gene Ontology annotation, biological process: protein dephosphorylation. The record is from RefSeq and is a predicted model, not a curated record. NCBI's taxonomy places the organism in Eukaryota, Metazoa, Arthropoda, Insecta, Hemiptera, Aphididae. Gene Ontology annotation, molecular function: protein binding; protein tyrosine phosphatase activity.